This is a messenger RNA of Cannabis sativa, 3778 nucleotides long. RefSeq names its product phosphatidylserine decarboxylase proenzyme 1, mitochondrial. Gene Ontology annotation, cellular component: mitochondrion. The transcript is spliced from 12 exons. Bases 341 to 1672 code for a protein of 443 amino acids. The record is from RefSeq and is a predicted model, not a curated record. NCBI's taxonomy places the organism in Eukaryota, Viridiplantae, Streptophyta, Magnoliopsida, Rosales, Cannabaceae. Gene Ontology annotation, molecular function: phosphatidylserine decarboxylase activity. Gene Ontology annotation, biological process: phosphatidylethanolamine biosynthetic process.
GAGUUUCAGUUUAAUAACAAUUAGUUUAAAGUCAGUUUGUUUUUGAUCUUGUAAAGCUCAUGUUGUUACUAAACCUUUAAUAAUUUUCAAUAACAUUUUUGUAGCGGCAUGUGACAAAAAAAUCUUACAAUUAAAUUUUUUACAGAAAUCUAAAAAGAAAAAAUUAUGUUUUCUAUUUUGUAAUGAGUGAACAUAGUAUUUUUUUUCACGAUUUAUAACCCAUUUGACUGGCCUCUAUAGUUUCUUCUGCUGAUGAAUAGCAGAAAAGAGAAGAGAGAAGAGAGAAGAGAGAAGAGAAGAAAACGUAUAGCUACAGCUUCAUUGCUGCGAGCUCGGAACAAUGAAAUUUAGGGUUUCGCACAGAGUUCCAGUCUUCCCUAACUCUACUCACCUCAGUUCCCUCCAUGAUAACCAGCGUCGUCAUUUCUCUUCGUUUAUUAGAAAGCUCCGAGGUCAAGCAGUUGCUCAAGCCCAAGCUUCUUUUAAUGGCGGAAGUGGCAGUUCUAAAGGUGACUCUUUUUUGGUGCCUGGUGCAACUGUGGCUACCUUACUUAUGCUUGGUGCUCUUCAUGCCCGUCGAAUGUAUGACGACAAGAAGGUUGAGGAGGAACGGGGAAAAGGGAUUGAAUCUGAGUUCCAACCUGAUUUAAAGGCUACUUUUCUAAGAUUUCUACCUCUGCGCUCCAUGUCUAGAUGUUGGGGAUAUUUGACUAGUGUGGAAAUACCUGUUUGGCUACGCCCAUACAUUUAUAGAGCUUGGGCACGGGCUUUUCACUCAAACUUAGAAGAAGCAGCUUCGCCUCUGGAUGAAUAUGCUUCCUUACGAGAUUUCUUUAUUCGCACACUCAAAGAAGGUUGCAGGCCUAUUGACUCUGAUCCACAUUGUCUGGUUAGUCCUGUUGAUGGUACUAUCUUAAGGUUUGGAGAGUUAAAAGGACCCGGGGCUAUGAUUGAGCAAGUCAAAGGGUUUUCUUAUUCCGUUUCCUCUCUUCUUGGUGCAAGCUCAUUCCUUCCUAUGGUUGCCGAAGGGCAAAUGGAGGAAGAUGAAGAGGAACCAGAAAAAACUUCUGUUAGUAAGAGUAAGAAGUCAUGGUGGAGAAUUUCAUUGGCUUCUCCCAAAGUCUGGGACCCUGUGCUAUCACGUCCGAUGAGAGGUCUUUUUUACUGUGUAAUAUACUUGAAGCCUGGAGACUAUCAUAGGAUACACUCCCCAGUUGAUUGGAAAAUUCUUAUUCGCCGACAUUUUUCAGGCAAUUUAUUUCCUGUUAAUGAACGUGCCACAAGAACAAUCAGAAACCUUUAUGUUGAGAAUGAAAGGGUUGUGCUUGAAGGUCUAUGGCAGGAAGGGUUUAUGGCAAUUGCUGCUGUAGGUGCGACAAAUAUUGGAUCAAUUGAGCUUGUAAUAGAACCAAAAUUCCGGACAAACCUGCAAAGAAAAAGAUUAGCACAUUCAGAGCCUCCAGAAGAACGGCUAUAUGACCCUGAAGGUGUUGGUAUAAUGCUCAGAAAAGGGGAUGAGGUAGGUGCUUUUAACAUGGGAUCAACAGUGGUGAUGGUGUUCCAGGCUCCAGUUAAGAAGACUGUUGAUUCUUUAUCUGAAUUUAAGUUCUCUGUCAAACGCGGAGAUAAAAUUCGUGUUGGAGAAGCCUUGGGUGGGUGGCAGGAACAAUAGCUACAAGCCAGAAAAACAUAAGGAAAAUGCAUGCAGUUUUUUUUUUUUUUUUUUGCAUCAUAUAUGACACUUUUUGAGAAAAGCAAAUUCAUUAAACCAUGUUUUUCAUUAUAGCACAAAUCAAUCUCACUUCUCAUAUAUUAUUCAUCAGAGUAGAUGGUACGUUCAUUAAUUGAUUUGCUUGCUGCAAAUUGUAUCAAUUUUGUUCCAAGUUCCAAGUUUUAUUGAUGAUUGUCCAUCAUAAAGAAUGACCUGUGCAUUUCCACUAGUUUGUACUUGUAGUACAAAGUAGAAAGUUACUCAAUCUUAUUUAUUAAUACUCGUGCUAAGUUUCGUUAGUAUGCUUAUUGAGAUUAAUAAGGAAAGGAAUCAUUGAUGCUCUUAAAUUCUCAGUAUUUCCAUAAACUCCAACUUAAAGUGUAUAAAACCAAAGUUCUAAUUAUAAUAUUCAAUGCUGAAACAUCAAAAAGAUUCAACAUCCCAAAUUAUAUCGAGUUUAAUACAAUCAGCCAACAUUCGAGGACAGCAAAGUCCUUGUGUACAUUAACAGAGAAAACCCAAUAAUCUUCCCUCAAAAACAAAAACUCAUUUGUACGACAAGCGGCAACUAAGAUUUUGUGACUAGAACUCUCCUUCUUGCCCUCAAUAUGGGUCAUGUAGCCCUUUCUAAUCGGUUGGCAGCUUAUUAAAGCUUUCGGGCAGUCGGUUUUUGCAUACUGCUGACCCAUUGGAAAAAACCACGGCAGCUCAGGAGGUCGUCCGACAUUUUUCUUAUAACAAACUUCUUUAGCAUGAAAGCAACACAGAUAUGGCAGGCAUUGGGAUCGGCAUUAUGCCAGCCAGUGUCCAUCUUGUCUAUUAGUAUAUACUAGUAACAAAUUUAGAUAUUGAUCACUAAGCUCAUGGAGUCACUAAAUAUAAGUCCUACAUAACAGCAUUACACACUACAAAGUAUACUACGUUCAUGGGAUUGCUAAGCUUAUGCCAAUAGCUAAUUUUUGCAUAUUUAUACCAUUACAGAGUAUAUAGGGAAGCAAAUUCUAAAACAUAUCAAACAGCAAAAUUUUCAGACACCUCUAAAUUAACCACAUUCUUUCACUUUUGAUGAUAGAAAAAUUCUUUUAAAAGAACAGAGUUCAAUAUAGUUAACUGUAGGGUGUACGCAUACAUUGCAGUAGAAAUUAACCAAAAUGGAGAAGAAUCUAGAGAAAGGUAUACCCCUCCCCUAACAAAUGUAUGUACUGCAAAAUCAUUUCUAAAUUUAAUCAUAAUGAAUGAUCAAGAUAGUAAAGAAAACAAAUCAAGAUUGUCGUGAUCCAAAAAGUUACAAGGGAAAAAUAUAUUGACAAAAAUGAAUCCACAUAUAGGCCCCUAAAACACAAGCAUGUUAUUUCUGUAAAAGUGAAUUAAAUUCCUGAACAAACCCAUAUAGCACAAAUCGAUGUUCCAAUGCAAAUUUACAUUUUGAUUACUUCAGUAGAGAUCCCUCAAAGCUUUUGUGGUUUCCAUCUUCUCAAUUGCCUAAAAAAAACCCAGAAACUGAAUCCAAAUCUCUCUCUCAAUUCUCUAUAACUCUAUAUCAAAACUUUGCUCCUGUAAAAACCCACAAAAGAUAUCCCAAAAUUAGCUUCAUCCCACUUCUAAAAUCUCCCAUUAAAAUAAAAAAUUCUCCAAUCAAUUACCUAACUACAAUUUACCAAAGUGUUUUUCAUAAUAAUAGUAAUAAAAGCAAAGCACACCUACGUCUGUUUGGAGUAAGAGGAGGAAGAAGGGACACGCUUGUUACGAAACAUCAUAUAACCGACGGGUAAUACAACUCCGGCGAUCAUGAUCGCUGCUCCGAUGAUGUACCUGAGCGGACUCGGUGGCUCAACCUCUAUUAUCCCCAUGAGCUGCAAAGUCAAUGAUCAUUACAUUAAUCAUUCCAUUAGAUCUGGAUCCAAACAGCUCAACACAUACACCAUUAUACACAGGAAAAAGGAAAAUAAAAAAGAAAAGAGAGAGACUAGUGAAGGAAGGUGACCGUACGAUGGCGAAGGAGAAUCUGAGUGGGUUAAGAAUGUCUGGGGACGGUGAGGUUUGGGAGGGACGAAUGAGCUCUGCGAC